Rubroshorea leprosula is the source of this 1081-nucleotide messenger RNA. The record is from the annotation of a GenBank genome assembly. NCBI's taxonomy places the organism in Eukaryota, Viridiplantae, Streptophyta, Magnoliopsida, Malvales, Dipterocarpaceae.
AGGAUUUCAAAUUCAUGUCACAAAAUGGCCUUACUGCAGUGAGGAUUCCAGUUGGGUGGUGGAUAGCCAAGGAUCCCACACCACCAAAGCCUUUUGUUGGGGGCUCCUUGAAAGCCUUAGACAAUGCUUUCACAUGGGCACAGAAAUAUGGAAUGAAUGUCAUUGUAGACUUGCAUGCAAUUCAAGGUUCACAAAAUGGCAAUGAGCAUAGUGGGACAAGAGAUGGAUAUCAGGAAUGGGGAGAAGCAAACAUUCCCGACACUGUGUCUGUGAUAGACUUCCUAGCAGCAAGAUACGCUAACCAUCCAAGUCUUGCUGCAAUUGAGUUGAUGAACGAACCUACUGCGCCAGGAGUUACAUUAGAGAACCUGAAAAGUUACUACCAAAAAGGUUAUGAUGCCGUGAGGAGGCACACCUCAAGUGCUUAUGUGAUCCUUUCUAAUCGCCUGGGACCUGCUGAUCAGAAGGAGCUCCUUUCAUUUGCUAGUGGCCUGAAUAAAGUAGUCCUCGAUGUGCAUUACUACAGCCUCUUUUCAGACAGUUUUAAGAAUAAGAAUGUUCAACAGAACAUUGAUUAUAUCAAUAACCAACGAGCUUCUGAUCUCGCAGCUGUGACCACUACCAAUGGCCCUCUCAGUUUUGUCGGGGAAUGGACCGCAGCAUGGGAAGUAAAGGGGGCAUCAAUGGAAGAUUACCAGAAGUUUGCUAAAGCUCAAUUGGAUGUUUAUGGGAAAGCCACAUUUGGGUGGGCAUAUUGGGCUUAUAAAUUAGAGUGUGAUCAGCCGCACUGCCCCUGGAGCCUCAAAUGGAUGAUUGAGAACAAUUACACAAGUGUAAUGAUGCAGCGGAAGAAAACGCGAGAUGAAAAUGAAGGAAGACAAAUUAAUAAUUGCAUCAUAUACAUAAAUAUUACAUAAUUUGUCGUCUUUCAUUUUUCGUUCACUGCAUCAUUACUCAUUACAUAAUGCUCUAGAAACUGAAAUUGUAUUAAGUAAUUCUAGGAAGUUGCAUCACUUCCACCGUACAUGGUAAGUCUAGUCCUGCUAAAUGUACGAGCAUAUUAUAAAGUGCAUUUUCUAUU